GGCCAACCCGCGAUAUGUAGUGCACUGUGCACCACUGCAGCAGUGUGCGUCAACUGUGACAGCCACCCGGUCGACAUCGAAACCGCCGGACCGGCCUCUGGAAUCUGGAGAGUCUGUGUGAAUGUUAGAGCCAGCAGCCACACCACGAGACAACAAAAGACGAACCAACACCGAUCAACUUUUGUCACAGAUGUACCAUCAAAUUUGGAAUGAACGGGCGUCCGCUUUGCUUUUCGUUGUUGCACGGGCCCGUCGCGUUCAUGGCUUCGAGAGGUUCCACCACUUCUCACUUCCCUCCGGACCGACUACAUAUUACAUAUUUCCUAUGACGGAUGGCCGAUGACUGCUGUAACACACAGCUCGUCAUCAUCAAGACAACAGCUUGACAUUCCUCGCAUAUCUUGACGCAUGGCAUCCCUUUGCGCCCUCACUGCUCUCUGUCCUACAGUUUCGCUUCGAGCUGGUAUAACAUCUAAAAGCAUGGUCGAGCAUCUACCCGAGCGCCAAGCUCUGAGGUCCAUCAUUGAAGGCAUUUUUGAUUCAGGUGGCGGAGAGACGUCGACAAGCAGUGCUUCGACUGGUUCAAAUUCCAGCAGCUCAUCUUCCGGCAACAGUGGUGGCGGUGACAGUACCAGUACCAGCAGCAUUACCUCUACAUCCACCAUCACCUUGGCUUCGCGAAGCUCCUCGAUAACGACUCAGACCUCAGCAACCUCGGCGCCUAGUACGCCCUCAAUCUCCCUCUUCACUUCUUCCGUUACGAGCAAUGGUCAAGUUGUUCCGGUCACCCUCACACAAACUGUCGUCGUCGUCAAUUCUUCUGAAAGCCCAAGUCUAUCAUCAAGCAAAAGCGCUUCCACUAAUGCAGCCCUAAUCGGCGGCGUGGUGGGCGGAGUUGUUGGAGGUCUGGCGCUGCUUGCUCUUUUGAUCGCUGCAGGCAUCAUUAUGAAGCAUCGGAAAGACAGGAUGGGUUCGGCGAACUUUCUCUGCUGUGGAACUCUGCCAAAGUACGAUAAAAGGAGAGACUUGCAGCAUUCUGCAAGAGGAGCCUGGCCUACCUUUUAUCCAUCGUCCAACAGCCGUUCCCAGCGGGAUGCGCAUAUGCGAGGUGGGCCUGCGCUUCCUCAGGCCACACUGCCCGAUGUGUUCCCGGAGGAGGGAGUGGCGGAACAACUAGGCACAGUGGGCUACGACCAUUCCGAAGGCAUCCACAACAGUGCGUCAGGAGUUUCUUUCAGCCAUCAGACGUCCGAGAGCCCACGGGCCGAAGUUGUGCACAGUCUUGGGCACGCCAGCAGCUCAGUCGCAGCGUGUUCUCCUGUCUGGACGCCCGCUCAAAUGUACUUUGCGCCAGACUACUCGCAUCUCGACCCUCCCGAGAUGCGAGAGGCUCGUGCGAGAGAAGUAACCGCAGCCGCAGCUGUGAGCGCGCCGAGCUCGCCUCCUUCAAGCGCGACACAGUCCAGCGCACCACAGUUGAUACAACCGCGUGGCUAUCUCCAGGCCCAAGGCCGGCCGCAGAGCGCAGACUCGACAAUCGCCUUUGCUGAAGGCAGCGUCAACAAGGGAGGUGUAUCAGCUGCGGACGGAACGGACACGCCAUCGGAUGGGAGCGCAACCAGUCAACCGCUUCAUCUUACCAAUUCGUGAACCGGCCUAAGAUGCGUUCAUUCGAACACGAAUAGAAUCUGGGAUCUCACAUUCCCUUUUGGACCACAAGGACUGCACCGCAUCCUGCUCUGUUCAAACUGAUUAUUAUUAUUGUAUUUAUGCACCUGUGCACCCAAUUUCAUCUUAUGUUCGAU
Messenger RNA from Tilletiaria anomala UBC 951, 1805 nucleotides. RefSeq lists its product as uncharacterized. The transcript is spliced from 2 exons. The coding region runs from base 409 to 1650 and encodes 413 amino acids. Lineage: Eukaryota; Fungi; Basidiomycota; Exobasidiomycetes; Georgefischeriales; Tilletiariaceae. The record is from RefSeq and is a predicted model, not a curated record.